AUGGCCGUCAUCAAAGUUCUCGCUUUCUUCGCUCUGGUUGCUUUGGCAGUAGCAAAACCGCACGGGGGCAUUGGCGUCGACGCCGGACUUAAGGCUGGGGCUAACAUUGCUGGUGGUGCCAAAGGGGCUGGUGGCGCUGCAGGAAAACUUGGCGGUGGAGCUGCUGGAGGAGCUGGUGAUGCUGCCAGCAAAGUUGAAGGUCAAGCCAGUGGUUGCGGUGAAGCCGGUACCCAAGGUAACGCUGGAGGAGCCGCUGACGCUGCCAGCAAAGUUGGUGGAGUUGGAGCCGGUGUUGGAGCAGGCGCUGACGCUGCCGGUAAUGCUAAGAAGCAAGUUGCCGCGGGAGUAGACGCCGGUAAAGGAGCUGGAGCUAACGCUGCCGGUAAUGCUAAGAAGCAAGCUGGAGCUGGUGUCGGAGGAGCCGCUGGUGCCGCUAGUGAUGCUAAAAAGCAAGUUGACUCGGGAGUAGACGCCGGUAAAGGAGCUGGAGCUAACGCUGGUGCCGAUGUUGGAGCAGGCGCAGACGCUGCCGGUAAUGCUAAGAAACAAUCUGGAGCUGGUGUCGGAGGAGCCGCUGAUGCCGCUGCUGAAGCUAAAAAGCAAGUUGACUCGGGAGUAGACGCCGGUAAAGGCGCUGGAACUAAUACUGGAGCCGGUGUUGGAGCAGGCGCAGACGCUGCCGGUAAUGCUAAGAAGCAAGUUGGAGCUGGUGUUGGAGGAGCUGCUGGUGCCGCUGGUGAUGCUAAAAAGCAAGCUGACGCUGGAGUAGAUGCUGGAAAACAAUCCGGAGAUGAUGCUGAAGCCGGCGUAAAUGGUGGUGUAGCAGCAGGCGCCAGCUCUGCUGGUGACGCUAAGAAGAAAGUUGACGCGGGAGUAAACGCUGGAAAACAAGCUGGAGCUGGUGUCGGAACAGCCGCUGGUGCCGCUGGUGAUGCUAAAAAGCAAGGUGACGCUGGAGUAGAUUCUGGAAAACAAGCUGGAGGUGAUGCUGAAGCCGGCGCUAAUGGUGGUGUAGCAGCAGGCGCUAGCUCUGCUGGUGACGCUAAGAAGCAAGUUGACGCGGGAGCAGACUCUGGAAAACAAGGUGGAGCUGGUGUCGGAAGAGCCGCUGGUGCUGCUGGUGACGCUAAGAAGCAAGUUGACUCGGGAGUAAACACUGGUAAACAAGGCGAAACUAAAGCUAAAGCCGGUGUUGAAGCAGGCGCUGGUGCUGCUGGCAAUACUGAAAAGGAAGCCAACGCUGGAGUAAACGCUGGAAAAGAUGCCGGAGCUAAUGCUAGUGGAAAAGCUGGAGGCGCAGUCAAUGCUGGCUUAAAAGUUGGUGCUGGUGCUAAAGGCGGAGCUGGAACAGCUACCAAUACUGAUUGUUGA
This is a messenger RNA of Cydia fagiglandana, 1371 nucleotides long. Its product is annotated as fibroin heavy chain-like. The record is from RefSeq and is a predicted model, not a curated record. NCBI's taxonomy places the organism in Eukaryota, Metazoa, Arthropoda, Insecta, Lepidoptera, Tortricidae. The transcript is spliced from 3 exons. The coding region runs from base 1 to 1371 and encodes 456 amino acids.